AUGAUCGGUUCCGGUAUGAAUCUGAAACUGGUGAUAGUUGUAAUCGGGCAAUUGGUUUGGCUUGCAGCAUGUGGUAUUGCCACCGAUAUUAUGAGAGACGGAGCUGGGUCAUCUAUAAUUGACUUUGGCCGUCGGCGCGGUGGCGAUGAUGAUAAAUGCCCUCCGUGCUUUAACUGUAUGCUCCCGAUAUUUGAAUGCAAGCAGUAUUCGACGUGUAACUCGUAUUCAGGCCGAUGUGAGUGUCGGCCCGGAUUUGGAGGAGAUGACUGUUCAAAGGCUGUAUGUGGGGCGCUAUCUGAUGAUAGAGAAAGGAGACCUUUAAAGCCGGAUAACGGGACUUGCAUGUGUGAACCUGGAUGGAGUGGGAUUAAUUGUAAUAUAUGCGAGCAAGACAGUGUUUGUGAUAGUUUCGUGCCUGAGGGCUUGCAAGGAACGUGUUACAAGAAUGGUAUGAUUGUGAAAUCUAUGCACCAGGGAUGUAAUGUAACCAAUAAGCAGAUUUUGGCACUCUUGAAUGGAGCAAUUCCCCAGGUGACGUUUUCCUGUAACAAGACUGCCGAAGAGUGUAAUUUUCAGUUUUGGGUAGAUCAGAAGGAGAGCUUCUAUUGUGGGUUGAACAACUGUGCGUUUGAGAUUGAUGUAGCUCAGAAUACAUCACACUACAAGUGCGAGAAUGUGUCGUGCAAAUGUUUGGCUGGCGAGAUGUUGUGUGGGAAGUCGGGGUCUAUAGAUAUAUCUGACUUCCUCACACAGGCGAUUAAGGGCCCAGGAGACUUCAGUUGUAAUUUGAAGAACCGCAAGUGUGAAUUUAGUGAGCCUAGCAUGAAUGAAUUGAUUGAAUCAAUUUUUGGUGAUCCCAAUAUCAAGCUUGAGUGCAACAGCGGCGAGUGCUUACACUAUAGUGAAAUUCCAGGCUAUGAAUUACCUGACAAAGAAAACCUAUCUCUACUGCAGGUCUUGAUGAUCUCCUUGACGUCACUCGUAGUACUUGUUAUCUCAGGCCUGAGUGCUUAUUUCAUUUCUAAAAGUCCAUUAUUUGGCUAUGGCUACAUUCAGUUGCAGCAAGACGAAGAUGAUAGUAUGGACGAUUUCUUCAAGUCAAAUUGUAAAGCAGCAUUGACUUUUGAAAAUAUAUCCUACGAGGUAUCUACCUUAAAGAACAAUAGCGUUGGUGUCCUAAAGAAGAUCAGUGGAAUCGUGGAGCCAGGCCAAAUUCUUGCCAUAAUUGGCAGCUCUGGGGCCGGUAAAACAUGUCUACUAGAUAUCUUGUCCAUGAAAAAUAAGAUAGGUCGUGUCUCUGGAGUGAUAAAGGUGAACGGAGAGGAGAUGAACAAGGCCCAAUAUACAAAGUUAGUUGGGUUUAUUGAUCAGGAGGACUAUUUCCUUCCUACCCUUACUGUUUAUGAAACUGUGUUGAACAGUGCUUUGUUGCGAUUGCCGAAAUCAAUGUCAUUUGCUGCCAAGCAGAAACGUGUGUAUGAAGUUUUGGAAGAACUACGAAUCUUUGAUAUCAAAGACCGCUUAAUAGGAAAUGAAUUGCAAAGAGGAAUUAGUGGAGGAGAAAAAAGAAGAGUCUCUAUUGCAUGUGAGUUGGUAACCUCUCCCUUAAUUUUGUUUUUGGACGAACCAACAUCUGGUCUAGACUCUAAUAAUGCAAAUAACGUUGUCGAUUGUCUAGUUAGACUAGCUACCCACUAUAAUAGAACGCUUGUACUUUCCAUUCACCAGCCAAGAUCAAAUGUUGUGAAGCUCUUCGAUAAGUUAAUAGUGUUGAGCCACGGUGAAAUGAUAUAUUCAGGAGAUGCUACUCGUGUGAAUGAGUAUCUUCGUAACAAUGGUUAUAAGUGUCCUAGCGAUUAUAACAUCGCAGACUACCUAAUAGAUUUAACAAUGGAGCCAACUAGAUAUACCCCGGCUACCCCGGCGCUCUUAAGCGCUGAUCUGGAAGCCACUGUUGCCCAUAACCAUGAUGAGGUUUUGCAUGUGCCUGAGUUGGGAGGAUCAUCAACUCAGCGGGAAUGGGAGCAUUUUGCGAUUCAUAGGGAUGAACUGAGAGAGAUGUUACACGGGCCGGAAGGUCCUGGAGGACGCAUCAAUUCCCCAAGCUAUAAUCGCCUACACAGCCUCUUCUACGAUAGCCCGUAUGCAGUAGAGCUUGAAGCUAAUAUUGAAAAGGCGAACACUAGCUCGGAGAUAAAUGGAUGGAGCUUACCUGUUCAACAUGACACAGCAAACUUCCUCCAACAGCUCUCAAUUUUGAACUCGAGGAGUUUCAAAAACAUUUAUAGAGACCCCAAGUUAUUGCUGACCAACUACGUUGCAACUAUCUUAUUGGGCCUCUUCUUGGGGACAUUGUACUACAAUGUUGAGAAUGACAUCGGUGGUUUCCAAAAUAGAGUUGGUUUAUUUUUGUUCAUACUAACGUAUCUUGGUUUCCUCACCUUCACUGGACUAUCAAUGUUCUCAUUAGAGAGAAUAAUAUUCAUUAAGGAACGUUCAAAUCAUUAUUACUCUCCCGCUGUCUACUAUAUCAGUAAGAUCAUAAGCGACGUGAUUCCUUUAAGGGUCGUACCGCCAAUACUAUUAUGUGUUAUAAUUUACCCAUUAGUAGGGCUAAACAUGGAAAACGGCGCAUUUUUCAGAUGCAUGGGCACCCUCAUCCUGUUCAAUGUUUGUAUAUCAUUGGAAAUCCUCACUGUGGGAAUAAUUUUCAAAGAUCUCAGUACUUCUUUGAUCAUUAGUGUCAUGGUAAUUCUCGGAUCACUACUUUUCAGCGGCCUUUUCAUCAACAUGAAGGAACUUUCAAACAUUGCGCUAAGGCACUUGAAGAACCUAUCUGUCUUCUACUAUGCAUACGAGGCCCUAAUAAUCAACGAGGUGAAGACACUCACUCUUCGUGAGAAAAAAUAUGGCUUGAACAUAGAAAUAUCAGGCGCCGCAGUACUCAGCACCUUCGGGUUUGUCGUUCAGAACAUGGAUUUCGAUAUCAAUGUUCUUUUCAUCUGCAGUAUAGUCUUCAUGCUCAUCGGCCACACAGUGCUAGAGCUCUUUGUAAUUGAAAAGAAAUAG
Messenger RNA from Eremothecium sinecaudum, 3069 nucleotides. RefSeq names its product putative ATP-dependent permease ADP1 (gene ADP1). The record is from RefSeq and is a predicted model, not a curated record. Gene Ontology annotation, cellular component: membrane. Bases 1 to 3069 code for a protein of 1022 amino acids. Lineage: Eukaryota; Fungi; Ascomycota; Saccharomycetes; Saccharomycetales; Saccharomycetaceae. Gene Ontology annotation, molecular function: ATP binding; ATP hydrolysis activity; ABC-type transporter activity. The transcript has a single exon.